AUGGCGACCGAUUCAAGACCCCUCAAGGGCAUCCUCAAAAAGCCAGCCGAGGCCGCCCCAGAUCCCAAGAAACCCGACCCCCGCGAAAUCGCAAUCCAGCACGCCCGCAUCAUCCACCAGCGCAAAGAGCUCGAGCUCCAGAUCCUCGAAUCCAUCGCCCUCCUCUCCGAAUACCCGACAGAACGCGGCAGCCCGAAAUACUCGUCCGCAAAACCCGCCCCGCACGACGCCGCCGACUUCAAGGCCAACAUCCGCCUCUUCCAGCCCUCCGACUACGACGACCUCAUCGAGGAGCGCAACGUCAACGGCCUGUGCGGCUACACCCUCUGCGCGCAGCCGAAGCCCAAGGCAUCCAAGGGCGGCGAGUGGAGGCUCGUCAACGUCGGCAAGAGCAACUUCGACAUCGUCAACCGCCGCGAGUCCGAGAAGUGGUGCUCCAGGGAGUGCCAGCGCAGGGCGCUCUACGUCAAGGUCCAGCUGAACGAGACAGCUGCGUGGGAGCGCAUGGGCAUCCCUGACAUCGAGAUUGAGCUCUUCGGCGAGGAGAAGGCACCGGAAGACCCUGCUGCGAAAGCCGCAAGGGAUCUCGCGAAUCUUAGGCUGGAGGAGGGGAGGAGGGCGGCGGAUGAAUCCGCGACGCUUGCUUUGGAGCGAGGCCAGCAGCGUUCUGGCAAGCAAUUUACGCUGGCGAUCCGGGAGAAGGAGGUUAAGGCGCCUGUGGAAGAUGGCGUGUUUGCAGAAGACGCACAUAUGAUGGUUGAAGGUCACAGGCCAGGAGCCGGCAAAGCUCAAGCUCACGCAGAAAUGGCGCUGGUCGAGAAAAUGGCAGAAGCAGAGUCUUCGCAAUGA
Colletotrichum karsti is the source of this 849-nucleotide messenger RNA. RefSeq names its product duf408 domain protein. The record is from RefSeq and is a predicted model, not a curated record. Gene Ontology annotation, molecular function: RNA polymerase II CTD heptapeptide repeat phosphatase activity; RNA polymerase core enzyme binding. The coding region runs from base 1 to 849 and encodes 282 amino acids. NCBI's taxonomy places the organism in Eukaryota, Fungi, Ascomycota, Sordariomycetes, Glomerellales, Glomerellaceae. The transcript has a single exon. Gene Ontology annotation, cellular component: cytoplasm; nucleus.